Cinclus cinclus is the source of this 2508-nucleotide messenger RNA. It is a transcript of the gene PKD2, whose product is annotated as polycystin 2, transient receptor potential cation channel. Gene Ontology annotation, biological process: detection of mechanical stimulus; release of sequestered calcium ion into cytosol; potassium ion transmembrane transport. NCBI's taxonomy places the organism in Eukaryota, Metazoa, Chordata, Aves, Passeriformes, Cinclidae. The record is from RefSeq and is a predicted model, not a curated record. The coding region runs from base 16 to 2508 and encodes 830 amino acids. Gene Ontology annotation, molecular function: signaling receptor binding; calcium ion binding; muscle alpha-actinin binding. The transcript is spliced from 15 exons. Gene Ontology annotation, cellular component: membrane.
GGGCCGGUGCUGGAGAUGGACGUGGAGUGGGGCAGCCGGGCCGCGUCGUCGCUGGGCAGCGGCGCGGGGGUCCCGGCGGGCGGCGGGCGGAGGGCGCGGCGGGGCCCUGAGGGGCCGGGCCGCCUCCCGGGGCCGCCCGAUGGAACCGCGCCACGCAAAGCGGCCUGGGCCAAGCGCCUGGCGCGGAGACUGCGAGGUCUGUGGGGGACAAGACUCAUGGAAGAGAGCAACACCAGCAGAGAGCGGUACUUGAAAAGUGUUUUACGGGAGCUGAUCACGUACAUGGUUUUCCUCAUGAUCCUGUGUGUAUUGACUUAUGGGACAGUGAGUUCCAGUAUGUACUAUUAUACAAGGGUUAUGUCACAGCUCUUCCUGGAAACACCUGUGUCAAAAACAGAGAGAACUGAUUUCAAAACUUUGUCCACAAUGGAUGACUUCUGGAAGUUCACAGAAGGCCCUUUGCUGGAUGGUCUUUACUGGGAGAUGUGGUACAACAACAAAACCAUGGCAGAAAACAAAAGCUUCAUUUAUUAUGAGAACCUGCUCCUAGGGGUGCCUCGCAUUCGGCAGCUGAAAGUCAGGAAUGGUUCGUGCUCCAUACCUGAAGAUUUAAGGGAUGAAAUCAAAGACUGCUAUGAUGUCUAUUCUGUAGCUAAUGAAGAUACUGCUCCCUUUGGGCUCCGCAAUGGAACUGCCUGGACGUACACCAAUGAGAAGGAUUUGAAUGGGAGCAGUCACUGGGGCUUGAUUGCCACGUACAGCGGGGCUGGUUAUUACCAGGACCUCUCGAGGACCAGAGAAGUGACAGCUCUGCAGAUUGCAAGCCUGAAGAAGAACCUGUGGCUGGACAGAGGGACCAGAGCAGCCUUCAUUGAUUUCUCUGUGUACAAUGCAAACAUCAACCUAUUCUGCGUGGUCAGGUUGCUAGUGGAGUUUCCAGCCACUGGAGGCCUGGUUACAUCUUGGCAGUUUCAGCCUGUGAGGCUGAUUCAUUACAUCUCGACUUUUGAUUUUUUCCUGGCAGCCUGUGAAAUGUCCUUCUGUCUUUUUGUUCUGUAUUAUAUGGUGGAAGAGAUCUUAGAAAUUCGCAUUCAUAGACUGUGCUACUUCAGGAGUCUUUGGAAUUGCCUUGAUAUCCUUAUCAUUGUGCUGUCUGUGGUAGCUAUAGGAAUUAGCAUCUAUAGGACAUCAACUGUUGAUAUGCUCCUGAAGAAGCUGCUGGAAGAUCAGAACUCAUUCCCCAAUUUUGAACCCUUGGCAUAUUGGCAAAUGCAGUUCAACAACAUUGCUGCAGUCACGGUGUUUUUUGUCUGGAUUAAGCUUUUCAAAUUUGUUAACUUCAACAGAACAAUGAGCCAGUUAUCCACCACGAUGUCUCGCUGCGUCAAAGAUGUCAUUGGCUUUGCCAUUAUGUUUUUUAUUAUUUUCUUAGCAUAUGCUCAGUUGGCCUAUCUUGUCUUUGGCACUCAAAUUGAUGACUUCAGUACCUUCCAGGACUGCAUAUUUACUCAAUUCCGCAUCAUUUUGGGAGACUUCAACUUCACAGAGGUUGAAGAAGCCAAUCGAAUUUUGGGACCCAUUUAUUUUACUACAUUUGUGUUCUUUAUGUUCUUCAUUCUUUUGAAUAUGUUUUUGGCCAUUAUCAAUGAUACCUACUCUGAAGUCAAAUCAGAUAUGGCACAACAGAAGGCAGAAAUGGAAUUGUCUGACCUUAUCAGGAAGGGCUACAACAAAGCCAUGAUCAAACUUAAACUGAAGAAGACUACUGUUGAUGACAUUUCAGAAAGUCUGAGGCAAGGUGGAGGAAAACUCAAUUUUGAUGAACUCCGGCAGGAUCUCAAAGGGAAGGGGCACACUGAUGCAGAAAUUGAAGCAAUAUUUACCAAAUAUGAUCAGGAUGGGGACCAGGAAUUGACAGAGCAUGAACAUCAGCAGAUGAGAGAUGACCUGGAGAAAGAGAGGGAGGAUCUGGACCUGGAUAGGAGCUCUCUGCCACGUCCUCUGAGCAGCCGCAGCUUCCCCAGGAGCUUAGAUGACUCUGAGGAGGAUGAGGAUGAAGACAGUGGGCACAGCUCCAGGAGGAGGGGCAGCAGCUCUAGUGGGGUUUCCUAUGAAGAGUUCCAAGUACUCAUGAGGCGGGUGGAUCGCAUGGAGCAUUCCAUCGGCAGCAUCGUCUCCAAGAUCGAUGCUGUUAUCGUGAAGCUGGAAGCCAUGGAGAGGGCCAAGCUAAAAAGGAGAGAUGUGUUGGGAAGGCUGUUAGAUGGAGUGACAGAGGAUGAAAGACUGGGCCGGGACAGCGAAAUCCACAGGGAGCAAAUGGAGCGGUUGGUGCGGGAGGAGCUGGAGCGCUGGGAGUCGGACGACACGGCCUCCCAGAUGAGCCAUAGGCUGGGAACACCCCUGGGGCUGAGCGGGCAACCUCGCUCCAGGAGCUCCAGGCCAUCCUCUUCCCAGUCUGAUGGCCUCGAUGCAGCAGCAGCAAACGGGGGCAACAGCAUCCAUGUGUAG